AUGCCGGCUCGAAAAUUAAUCGUGGCUCUGUCGCGCGCGUACCUCAACCAGUGGACAACUCAGUAUUGUGGAAUCUCAGACUUCUCUCGUGGUAGCGGCAGCUGCACGAGUCUAGAGGACCUGCCCUUCGAGGAAUGCAGGGUUGACAGCACACACCACCACCUGUGGAACGACGUCUUCCUCCGGAUUUCCUCAGCCACUCAGGAGCGCGCGGUCAUGUUCCCCAUCAUCCCCCUGCACCUGAGCCUGCGCCAGGCGUCGCUGAAGCCGGCGUCAGGGCGCGUGGCGGCGGCGGCGCGGCUGGCCCCCGACUGCCAGGCGGCCAACGCGCUGCUGGUGUUGGAGGCGGGAGCGGACAGCCGUAGCGACAUCCCCAGCCACAGCCACAGCCAGAGCCCCCAGCUGGCCGUCCACACGCUGCGCGCCGUCGCGCCCGGACACCAGCUGCUCCUCUGGUUCUCCGACCAGCUGCUCGCCAGCCUCGCCGUACCUUUCCUCUCGCCGGGAAACAUUCGAGCGAACGCGCGCUACCAGUGCGUGGAAUGCGGUCUCCACUUCGAGAGCCCCAACCCGCUCAAGCUGCACCUGGCGCUGUCUUGCGGCAGCCUGCCCGUGCAUGCGCUCUGGGACAGGCUGGUGGUAUCUCCAGAGAAGCACGGGCGCCCGUCCCUGGCGGACGCAGCAGAGGAGCGGCUGCAGCAACACGUGGAGGCGGUCGCCACCAGCCUGGGACGCGCCACGGCCGCGCCGGGACACCUGUGCGUCUACUGCGGGAAGCUCUACUCGCGCAAAUACGGCCUCAAGAUACACAUCAGGACUCACACAGGGUACAAGCCACUCAAAUGCAAGGUAUGCCUGCGAGCAUUCGGUGAUCCGAGUAACCUCAAUAAGCAUGUCAGACUCCACGCCGAAGGCCAGACACCAUACAGAUGCGACUUGUGUGGGAAAGUCCUAGUUAGACGCAGAGACUUGGAAAGGCAUCUUAAAUCUAGGCACUGUACCUGGGGCAGACAUGACACCUCAUGUGAUGAAGUAACACAAAGAACACAGUUCAGAGUAGCGGAAUUAUGCUGA
Schistocerca nitens (vagrant locust) is the source of this 1074-nucleotide messenger RNA. RefSeq names its product zinc finger protein SNAI2 (gene Prdm13). Bases 1 to 1074 code for a protein of 357 amino acids. Gene Ontology annotation, cellular component: nucleus. The transcript is spliced from 7 exons. The record is from RefSeq and is a predicted model, not a curated record. NCBI's taxonomy places the organism in Eukaryota, Metazoa, Arthropoda, Insecta, Orthoptera, Acrididae.